AUGAAUGCCCUUCUAUUUGCAUCGCUUCUGGCGACACUGGCUCGGGCCGUAGAAGUCACAAAGAAAGACUGGGACGAAAAAACGGCAGGCAAGACGGUCUUCGUGAAGUUUUUUGCACCGUGGUGCGGGCAUUGCAAAAAGAUGAAGCCUGCGUGGGACAAGUUGAUGCAGGAGUAUGAAGAUCACGACAGUAUCCUGGUAGCUGAUGUGGAUUGCAUCGGUGACGGCAAGUCUAAAUGUGAAGAGGUCGGAAUUGAGGGCUUCCCCACCAUUAAGUACGGAAGCCCUACCAACCUCGAGGAGUACAAAGGGGGCAGAGAUUUCGAGACCCUUGAAAAGUUCGCCAAGGCGAAUCUGGGCCCGACCUGCAGCCCUGAACGAAGCGAUCUCUGCGACGAUCGACAGCAGAAACUGCUAGAGGAGUUCAUGGCUAUGUCUCUCAGUGAGCUGAAGACGAAGAUCAAGGAGAAGGAUGAAGAGAUAUCUGCUGCCGAAAAGCAGGUUCAGGACCUCUUCAAAAGAUUAGAGAAGCAGUAUGAGGAAGCGCAGAAGGCAAAAGAGAGGAAAGAGAAGGCCAUCAAAGAUGCGGGCCUCGGUCUCAUGAAGUCCGUUCAGGCGCACCGCAAGGUGAAAGAGCUGAAGGAUGUCAAAGACAAGCAGGACAAAGAGGAGGAGAAGGAGAAGGAAAACGCGACGAACGCAAGCAAUGCGACGAACGCGACCAGCGAGCUCGAGCACAGCGCGCUGGAGUCCCAGCCGCCUGAGGACGCGACACCAAACAGCACCGAGAUGUCCGGUUCGGAUGCGAAUCCAGCGCCAAGUUCCGACUCAGAGUCGAACACCGGCGCGGCCGAAGCGCAAGAGCCUGCGCCAAAGACUCCGAGUGAGGAGCAAGAGAAGAAACCGGAAACGGAUCGAAAGGAGACGGCGGAGACAGAAGGAAAGGCUGAAAAGGCUGAGUUGUGA
Messenger RNA from Symbiodinium sp. CCMP2592, 966 nucleotides. Lineage: Eukaryota; Dinophyceae; Suessiales; Symbiodiniaceae. The record is from the annotation of a GenBank genome assembly.